UGGUCCCAGGCUGCACCUACGACAGAAGGAGAGCAGAAAGCCCAUGAAGUGGUAAAGUUCAUGGACGUUUACCAGCGCAGCUAUUGCCGUCCAAUCGAGACCCUGGUGGACAUCUUCCAGGAGUACCCUGAUGAGAUAGAGUAUAUCUUCAAGCCGUCCUGUGUGCCCCUAAUGCGGUGUGGGGGCUGUUGCAACGACGAGGCCCUGGAGUGCGUGCCCACUUCAGAGAGCAACGUCACCAUGCAGAUCAUGCGGAUCAAGCCUCACCAAAGCCAGCACAUAGGAGAGAUGAGCUUCCUACAGCAUAGCAGAUGUGAAUGCAGACCAAAGAAAGACAGAACAAAGCCAGAAAAUCACUGUGAGCCUUGCUCAGAGCGGAGAAAGCAUUUGUUUGUCCAAGAUCCGCAGACGUGUAAAUGUUCCUGCAAAAACACAGACUCGCGUUGCAAGGCGAGGCAGCUUGAGUUAAACGAACGUACUUGCAGAUGUGACAAGCCAAGGCGGUGAGCCAGGCUGCAGGAAGGAGCCUCCCUCAGGGUUUCGGGAACCAGACCUGUCACCAGAAAGACCGACUAACCACACCAUCAUCAUCACCAUCGACAGAACAGUCCUUAAUCCAGAAAGCCUGACAUGAAGGAAGAGGAGACUCUUCGAGGAGCACUUUGGGUCCGGAGGGUGAGACUCCGGCAGAAGCAUUCCCGGGCAGGUGACCAAGCAUGGUCCUUCGUGGAACUGGAUUUGUCAUUUUCUUUUACUUGCUGCUAAAUCACCAAGCCCGGAAGAUUAGGGAGUUUUAUUUCUGGGAUUCCUGUAGACAUACCCACCCACGUACACACACAUAUAUAUAUAUUAUAUAUAUAAAUAAAUAUAUAUGUUUUAUAUAUAUAAAAUAUAUAUAUAUUCUUUUUUUAAAUUAACUUUGCUAAUGUUAUUGGUGUCUUCACUGGAUGUGUUUGACUGCUGUGGACUUGAGUUGGGAGGAGAAUGUCCCUACUCAGAUCCUGAUAGGGGAGACCAUAGGACGAAAAGACUCUGCUGUGGUCUUUCGUCCUCCUGCCUGCCAGGAAACGUGCAAGGCCAGGGCACGGGGGCACACUGGCUCACUUCCAGAAACACGACAAACCCAUCCCUGGCCCCGAGUCAAGAGGACAGAAAAAUGGCAGAUAAAGAGACAAAGAUGCUGGUUCCAGCAGGAGUUUGGGGAGCCUCAGGACAUGGCCUAUUUUGUGGAUUACCCACUACAUGCUGCAAGAGCAUCCUGCCCCUCUGGGCACUGCCCGGAAGAAUCAGGAGCCUGGCCAGCCUUCAGCUCUCUCCUCCACUUCUGACAUGCCCAGGAGGCCUCCCACAGGUGUCCUGGCAGAGAGAAAACACAUGGUGGAAGAAGAGGCCUGGCGAUGGCUCCUCCUCUCCCUACCCCACUUCCUGGGUACAGCCCAGGGGAACCCUGUGUGCUCAGACCAUUGAAACCACUAGUUCUGUCCCCAGGAGACGUGGCCUGUGUGAGUGGCUAGCCCAUCCCCAUCCUAUCCCUUCCCCUUCCCGAGGCACAGAGCAGUGGGGCAGGACCCGUAAGCCCCUCACGGAGGCAGAGAAAAGAGAAAGUGUUUUAUAUACGGUACUUAUUUAAUAGCCCUUUUUAAUUAGAAAUUAAAACAGUUAAUUUAAUUAAAGAGUAGGGUUUUUUUUUCAGUAUUCUUGGUUAAUAUUUAAUUUCAACUAUUUAUGAGAUGUAUCUCUUGCUCUCUCUUAUUUGUACUGUUUUUGUGUUUUGUUGUGUGUGUGUGUGUGUGUGUGUGUGUGUGUGUGUGUGUGUAUGAAAUCUGUGUUUCCAAUCUCUUUCCCGGAUCGGUGACAGUCACUAGCUUGUCCUGAGAAGAUAUUUAAUUUUGCUAACACUCAGCUCUGCCCUUCCCUUGUCCCCUCCACACAUUCCUUUGAAAUAAGGUUUCAAUAUACAUUUACAUACUAUAUAUAUAUUUGGCUACUUGUGUUUGUAUAUAAAUAUAUAUAUAUAUAUAUGUUUAUGUAUAUAUGUGAUCCUGAUGAAAUAGACUGCUAUUCUGUUUUUUAUAUGUAAAAACAAAACAAGAAAAAAUAGAGAAUUCUACAUACUAAAUCUCUCUCCUUUUUUAAUUUUAAUAUUUGUUAUCAUUUAUUUAUUGGUGCUACUGUUUAUCCGUAAUAAUUGUGGGGGAAAAAGAUAUUAACAUCACGUCUUUGUCUCUAGUGCAGUUUUCCGAGAUAUUCCGUAGUACAUAUUUAUUUUUAAACAGCAACAAAGAAAUACAGAUAUAUCUUUAAAAAAAGCAUUUUGUAUUAAAGAAUUGAAUUCUGAUCUCAAA
This is a messenger RNA of Cricetulus griseus (Chinese hamster), 2345 nucleotides long. Lineage: Eukaryota; Metazoa; Chordata; Mammalia; Rodentia; Cricetidae. The record is from RefSeq and is a predicted model, not a curated record.